This is a messenger RNA of Camelus dromedarius (Arabian camel), 692 nucleotides long. Its product is annotated as keratin-associated protein 7-1. The record is from RefSeq and is a predicted model, not a curated record. Bases 44 to 307 code for a protein of 87 amino acids. Lineage: Eukaryota; Metazoa; Chordata; Mammalia; Artiodactyla; Camelidae. The transcript has a single exon.
UGCUUUUCGCAAUCUCUCCAAAUCCAUCUCAACUCCUGCCACCAUGACUCGUUUCUUCUGCUGUGGAAGCUACUUCCCGGGUUAUCCUUGCUAUGGGACCAACUUCCGUAGGACCUUCAGAGCCACCCCCCUGAACUGCCUUGUGCCCCUGGGCUCCCCACUGAACUACGAUUGUGGAUGCAAUGGCUACAGCUCCCUGGGCUACAGCUUUGGUGGCAGCAACAUCGGCAACCUGGGCUGCGGCUAUGGUGGCAGCUUCUGCAGGCCAUGGGGCUCCGGCUCUGGCUUUGGCUACAGCACCUACUGAUGGACCAAUGGCCCCAGGCGACCCCAGGACUCUUCAAUCAGUUCUCUGAACACAGAACUGCCUGGAAAACAAUGACUGUCUUUCUGUUUCUAGAUGUGUUUGAGAGAUAUAUCUUCCAUCUUCUUGCUGACUUCUUACUGAGAUCCUGGUCUUGGACGAUGCUGAACAAGUCACCCAGGCAUCAGAUGCAGAACUGGCACUCAGCUACAGCCAAAGCCAGAUGCGUUUCUCCUAUACACCCGAAUCUUACCAAUGAUGCAAGUAGUUUGUCUCUUACAGUUGUUCUGCCUGUGUAUUAUUAAAUUCUAUAUCAACGUCAAUGCAUUACAAAUUAGGUGUGAGUGGGAAGGGCUUUUUCUGUUAGUCUCAAUAAAUCUAAUUCAUU